Molecule: messenger RNA, 3400 nt
Organism: Drosophila sulfurigaster albostrigata
Lineage: Eukaryota; Metazoa; Arthropoda; Insecta; Diptera; Drosophilidae
Gene: Usp8
Product: ubiquitin carboxyl-terminal hydrolase 8
Biological process (GO): protein deubiquitination
Molecular function (GO): cysteine-type deubiquitinase activity
Source: RefSeq, a predicted model, not a curated record
GAUAAUAAUUGCAAGUGGCUAACUGCUGUUCGUAAACUAAUUUUUAUUCAAAACUUUUUGUGUCAAAUUAAAAAAACGGCAGUAUUUAUUAAAAUAGUAAGCUUGGUUUGAUAGUCAAUCGUUGAGUUCUAAUAGUAGCGUGCCAAGUGUAUCAGUUCAACAAAUGCUCAGUUAUUACCGCUGUUAUGCUAAAUUCCAUAGACACACGCACACACACAUACAUGCGCUAAAUAAAAAUUAGCUCGGCAACUUUCUUGGAAAAAGAAUUGCAGCUCAUAAAUUACAGCGUCGAUCGGCGUCGAACAUUGAGAACAAUGGCCCAUUUAAAAAAGCUUUACCUAGGCACAUCGCUAGACGAUCUGGACAAGCACACUGCAAUACCAGAACAUCGCAACGUGGGUAUGAAAACAUUACUGAAUACGGCAAAUAAACUGCUCGAGGUUGCCAAUGAGCGUAUGCGAGAUGGCGAUGAGGAAUUGGUUUACAUCACAUACGUGAAGUACUUUAAUAUGCUGUCCAUUAUACGCAAGAGACCUGAUUAUUCCAAGAACAAGUCAGAGGUACAUAAGAUACUUGGCGACAAUACCGACAAUCGUAACGCUAUGGAUAAACUGGAAAUAAUUUAUAAGUCCUUAUCCAAUCGCUAUAAGGAGCUGGAGACAUCCAAGAGCAGAAUCUCAAAUUCAAAUCUAAGCACAUCAGCCCAAUCAAUGAGCAAUGAUGUAAUCAAUUCCUUGUCAGCUCCAGAAGCAUAUACGAAGUUGGGUAUUAUUAGCUGCGAGGAGCUGUACAAGCGGAUGCAACAGAAGUCUGUGCUGGUCAUGGACUGUCGCAGUAGCGCUGACUACGACGCUUCCCAUUUGAACUACUAUUGUUCAUUCAAUGUUCCCGAGGAGCUGAUAACACCAGGCAUGUCCGCGGGCAGAUUACAGGCACGUCUCAGUAGCAAAGACAAGGCCUCCUGGGCAUCCCGUUCGGUGAAGGAAUCUGUGGUGCUUAUGGACUGGAGCACGACGGAGGUGCCUAUUGCCACCACGCCUAUUGCCGUGUUGUUGGACAUAUUGCAAAAUUGGGAUCCAGAUGUAAACUAUCGUGCCCCCCUACAAAUUCUGGAAGGUGGCUAUGAAAAUUUUCUUAUCCGAUAUCCAACUUACUGCACCAAUCCCUCGGUAUCGGCGCCCAAAAUUAAUAACAACAAUGACAAUGACGCAAUCGAUGACAUUGAAUAUCCAUCAAUAAAUGAUAUCACCAUGAAGGAGGACAUAGUAAUUUUCGAUUCCAAAGAAAACCAACGACCCAGCAUCAAUCGCGCCAAUAAGCCCACAACCUUGCGCACCCAACAAAACCAUUUGAAACAACCACAAAGCACUCAAAUUAUUGAGGAACUCCGUGAUCAGCACGCAACGCUAUUACAGCGGGCGGAAGAAAACGAUAGGCUCCUCGAAGAUGCAUCGAAGAAAUGGCGACGUCUGCACUCAGCGGGUGCUUCCCAGAGCAGCGAAGGACAGGAAAGCCUCUAUAAUCUGCUUCAGCUCGAAAGCGAAUCCAAGGAUAAUCGACUUGAAAACUAUCGUAUACGCGAUAGGAUCAUGAAAUUGAAAGAAGACGAAGUGCUGCAAGAUGACAAUGAGACUACCAGACAAAUUGAGAUCAAGAUUGCGGAACGUCAAAGGCUUGAUGAGACGCAUGAACGCGAUCGCCUCGAACGGGAACGUCUUUUGGCUAUUGCACGCGAGACAAAGCCACACUACAAGCCAGCAGUUGAACCAACAAUUGCACCCAAUGACAAAUCACCACCACUCAGUCCAAUCGAUGAGAUGCAGCAUAGAAUUCUCAAUGAUCAGUCGAUAAUUAACUCGCGUCCCGUCUACGAUCGGGCAACGAAGCCGCGGAACGAAAGUCGAGCAGCCGUCACCGAGACUGAAGCGUCGCGAAUCCGAUAUUUUUCGCCAGUUAUUGGUCACAAUGUGGGAUUCGGUCUAACUGGUCUUAAGAAUUUAGGCAACACUUGCUAUAUGAAUAGUAUACUACAGUGCCUAAGUAACACGUCACAUUUACAAGAUUUUUGUGUAUCAAACGAAUACAAGAAGCACAUAAGUCGUCAAAAUAAAACGAAUGGACAGGUCAUCGAAGAGGUUGCUGCACUUAUCAAGGAACUGUGGAAUGGCCAAUACAAGUGUGUCGCCAGUCGUGAUUUACGCUACAUUGUGGGACAGUACCAGAAGACAUUUAGAGGCGUUGAUCAACAGGACUCUCAUGAGUUUCUAACCAUUCUGAUGGAUUGGCUGCAUUCCGAUUUGCAGACAAUUAAAGUGCGGCGUAGAGCCAAUAGUGUGCUAGCUUGGGAGAAAUCCUGGCUGGAAUUUACAAAAUCCCAGGAGAGUAUGAUCUUGCAUUUAUUUUAUGGACAAAUCAAAAGCACAGUCAAGUGUGUUACCUGCAGCAAAGAGUCGGCUACAUAUGAGUGCUUUUCGAAUCUCAGCAUGGAGUUGCCGCCCAAUGCAAAUCUUUGUCAGUUAAAUCAGUGUAUGGACUUGUACUUCAGUGGUGAGAAAAUCUACGGCUGGAACUGUCCCAAGUGCAACACGAAACGUGAUGCCAUUAAGAAAUUGGACAUUUCUAAGUUACCUCCAAUUUUGGUAGUGCAUCUGAAACGCUUUUAUGCGGAUCCCAGUAAUAGCGGUGGAUAUGUUAAGAAACAAAAUUAUGUACAGUUUCCUUUGGAUAAUCUGGAAAUGAAACCAUAUCUAGCACGUGUCGAAUCUAUGUCCUCAACAAAGACAUUCAGAUUGUAUGCCGUAUCAAAUCACUACGGCACCAUGGAGGGUGGCCAUUAUACGGCAUUCUGCAAGAGCGCUAAAUAUGACCGCUGGUUUAAAUUCGAUGAUCAAGUUGUUUCGCCUUUGGAAUCAUCGAAUGUUGUCUCCAGUGCCGCUUAUAUAUUAUUUUAUACUUGGCUGCCGCCACUAAAAGGAACUUGUUAGCAAACUUUAUAUAGGAACUAAGUUUCCUUUAUUGGAACUAAUUUUUUUCUUCACCUUAUUGAAUUGUUAUUUUUAUUUUCGUUUUUCUACCAUUCACCCGAAUUCUUACGCAUUUACAUUUACUUAGCUCUUAAAUUCUAGUCGCUCCACUAAUCUAUUGCUUGUUUGUUGUUGUUCAGUUUACGACCUGUACGUAGUAACUAAUCUAAGCAAACAUUACCAUACCAAUUAAUACUAUUAUGUGGGGUGUGUAUGUAUAUAAUAACUGAUUGAGAGGAAAUAACUCAAGUUAUUGGAUAUUUGAGCGUGUUCGGUUUAUGAAAAACAUAAGUGCAUUACACGUAUAACAAAAGACCAGCUUAAUAUACUUUAUUAUAUUUUACAAGCAUACUUUAAACCAAAUAAACGAAAUGAAA